Messenger RNA from Coregonus clupeaformis (lake whitefish), 1575 nucleotides. Its product is annotated as zinc finger and SCAN domain-containing protein 2. Gene Ontology annotation, biological process: regulation of transcription by RNA polymerase II. NCBI's taxonomy places the organism in Eukaryota, Metazoa, Chordata, Actinopteri, Salmoniformes, Salmonidae. Gene Ontology annotation, molecular function: RNA polymerase II cis-regulatory region sequence-specific DNA binding; DNA-binding transcription factor activity, RNA polymerase II-specific. The record is from RefSeq and is a predicted model, not a curated record. Bases 246 to 1421 code for a protein of 391 amino acids. The transcript is spliced from 5 exons.
CUCUCUGAUUACCUUGAAAACAACGGUCGGACAUCUUGGACGCAGUCUCCAGUUCUUGAUGUUAUACCUCAGUGGUCGGUUCAGUAGCUAGUGCUUUGCUAGUGCUUUGAAAACGUCAUCCGAGACUCGGAGCUCCGGUAUCACGAGUCCCAUCACGAAGCCUUUAGCUCGACCGAACAUAGCACAGACCAUCAAAUAUAUUUAGGUACUUCCUAGUGUAUUUGUGUAGCUAGUUAGCAACAACAAUGAGAAACUGCUGUGCGGUGAAUUGUGCUAAUCGAGGUGGUCAGGGCUGGAGAUUCUUCACUAUACCAAGAGGAUCUCAUCCCUUCCAAAAGAAUAGAAGACGGUUGUGGCUGCAAGCCAUAAAACGAGUGGAUUGGGGCCCUGAUGGUCUGAGGGGUGAUUAUAGCUUGUGUGGAGCUCAUUUCAUCUCUGGAGAACCUUCUAUGGACUAUGACAGCCCCGAUUUUGUUCCAUCAAUAUUUCCCCAAGGCAAACAGACAAGAAACUCAACAAAGACAAGACGCAGUAAAGUCCAGUCUAACGGCAGUGCUGUUGCCAUGGAAAGUCCAGACACAGAGGUUGAUGUCCUUCCUGAAUGUGCUGAAGAGCUGCAUGGUCCUGACUGUUACCAUAGUGACCAGAGCACGCCAGAUCCAAAGAUGAAGAUGGAGGAUGAAAGUCAGACGCUGGACCUUAAUGUCAAAAUCAAAGAAGAAGAUGUGGAGGAAGAGGUGGAUCAUUUUAUGUAUCGAAUUCUGACAGAAGAAAAGAAAGAGGAAAUGUGGGAGUGUCCUCAGCCUGGUACCUUGGGUCCGGACUGUAACCAUAGUGACCAGAGCAAGCCGGAUCCAAAGAUGGAGUCAGUCAAGAUGGAGGAUGAAAGUCAGACGCUGGAGCUGACUGUUAAAAUCAAAGGAGAAGAAGAGGAGGAAACAUACGGCACUGAAUGUGGCAAGACCUCUUUGGCAACAAGGAAUCAGCUCACACCCACUGGAGAGAAGUCUUACCAUUGCUCUGACUGUGGGAAGAGUUUCAGUCAAAGUUCAAACUUAAAACAGCAUCAGAGAACACACACAGGGGAGAAAUCUCAUAGCUGUUCUGACUGUGGAAAGAGCUUCAGUCAUAAGGGGAGUUUGGUAUACCAUCAGAGAAUACAUACAGGGGAGAAGCCUUUUAACUGCUCUGACUGUGGGAAAUGUUUCAGUCAAAAGGGGAGUUUGUUAUACCAUCAGAGAAUACAUACAGGGGAGAAACCUUAUAGCUGUUCUGACUGUGGGAAAAGUUUCACGCAAAAGGGGAGUAUGGUACAACAUCAGAGAACACAUACAGGGGAGAAAUCCUAUAGCUGCUCUGACUGUGGGAAGAGUUUUACUGCAUCCUCUACUCUAAAGAACCACCAGCGUAAAACACACUAGAGAGAAGCAUUACCAUUGCACUGACUGUGGGAAGAGCUUCAAUCGAAAUCAAAACUUCUCACAACAUCAGAGAACACAUAGUGUGUUGAAUGCAUUUGCUGAUUGUUUUGGUUGUGUUUCAGAUGAUUUUGUGCCCAAUAGAAAUGAAUGGUAA